GUAUUUCUCACCCUUAUCCGAAAAAUCCGAGGGUAAUUUGGGUUCAAAACCUGCCUCGAAAAGAGAUCGAACCUCCAUGAUCAGACCUUGAUUAGGGUUUCCUCGGUCCGAUCCCCCUGAAAUUCAUCAUCGAAUCGAAUCCAUUUUCACUAUCAUUUCGAGCUUUGAUCUGGUUUUCCGAGCUCGAUCUCCAUUGCCGAUCCGAGAUUUUCGGGGGAUGCGGCGCGAAGAUCGUGGCGCCUGAGUUCGUUCCGGGGGGGUACGACGACGAUGAGGGGCUCCUCGUGUCCGGAAGAUGGCGAUACGCCUUCGACCUCGAGCUCUUCGCAAUCCCAAAGGCAGCAGACGCGCCCGCCUCGAGCUUCUUCCGGGCAGCCGACGAGCCAGCGGAGCAGUGGCAAUGUCUUUAAACUCUUAGCACGAAGAGAGGUCUCUCCACAAUCAAAACAUUCUUUAAAGAAGUUUUGGGGAGAAGCCUCAGAGUGUCAGCUCUAUCCCUUCCAGCAAAGUCGUGAAGCAGUAAGAGAUGUAAGGCGAAGUCUCAUCUCAUGGGUAGAGGCAUUCUCGCUGCAACAUUUGUCUGCCAAAUAUUGUCCCUUUGUGCCUCCUCCAAGAUCUACGAUUGCUGCAGCCUUUAGCCCUGAUGGAAAAAUACUCGCUUCUACACAUGGAGAUCAUACCGUCAAACUUAUUGACUCUCAGAUGGGGAGUUGCUUAAAGGUGUUAAGGGGUCAUAGGAGGACACCGUGGGUGGUAAGGUUUCACCCCUUGUACCCAGAGAUCAUAGCAAGUGGCAGUUUGGAUCAUGAAGUUCGCCUGUGGGAUGCAAAUACUGCAGAGUGCAUAGGAUCUCGCAAUUUUUAUCGUCCUAUUGCAUCCAUUGCAUUCCACGCCCAAGGAGAACUUCUUGCUGUUGCAUCUGGUCACAAGUUGUACAUUUGGCACUACAAUAGAAGUGGAGAGACAUCAUCACCAACUAUUGUUUUGAGGACACCGCGAUCUCUUAGGGCUGUGCAUUUCCAUCCGCAUGCAGCUCCAUUUCUUUUAACAGCUGAGGUCAAUGACCUUGAUUUGACAGAUACAGCUAUGACCCUUGCAACUUCUCCUGGUUAUUUGCACUACCCUCCUCCUACUGUAUAUCUUGCAGAUGCUCAUUCUAAUGAAAGAUCUAGGUUGGCGGAUGAACUGCCUCUCAUGCCUUUACCAUUAUUGAUGUGGCCUUCCUUUGCUAGAGAUGAUGGAAGAGCACCCUUGCCGCACACAGAUGGGGAUGUUGGUCUUAGUGAACAGCAGAGGGUAGACUCAUCUUCUUCAGAGCGCCUUGUGGCAUAUUCAAUGCCAUCAGGGCAGUAUGAACUCCAUCUGUCUCCAAUUGAACCUAGCAGCUCUCCUUCCAUGCAUGAAGAGACGGGAACUAAUCCUUACUCUAGUGUAAGGGAAUCUGAAGUAACUCAAUCUGCAAUGAACAGUGUGCAUAAUAUGGAAGUGCAAUCUGAAGAGAGAAGUAAUCAUAUUUUCUCUUUUAGCGACCCAAGAUUUUGGGAGCUGCCUUCAAUGUAUGGAUGGUUAGUUGGUCAGACCCCAGCUGGUCCUCAAACUGCACCAAGUCCUGGAGCUCUUGAAACUUCACGUGCCUUUGGUGAGGUCACAAGUGUUUCACCUAUCAGAUCUGAACCUAUGCCAAGUGGCGUGGACCAUUCCCGGCUUGGUGGAAGAUCUGGGUCUAGAUAUUGCUCUUCUGGGUCUCGGGUGAUGCACUCAGCUGGACUUAAUGAUCGCCCACAUGAUGAGAACUAUCCUCAAUCUGUUGUUAGUAAACUUAGGUCUGAACUUCAAGCCUUGCUGGCUGCAGCAGCAUCCACAGAGUUGCCAUGCACGGUGAAGCUUAGAGUAUGGCCAUAUGACAUGAAAGAUCCUUGUGCACCUCUUCAUUCAGAAAGUUGCCGCUUAACUAUUCCUCAUGCAGUUCUAUGCAGUGAAAUGGGUGCCCACUUUUCUCCUUGUGGCAGAUUCUUAGCUGCCUGUGUUGCAUGUGUGUUGCCUCAGUUGGAAGUUGAUCCUGGAUUACACAGCCAGGUUGAUCCCGAUGUCACUGGUGUGGCAACCUCACCUACUAGACACCCUGUUUCUGCUUAUCAAAUCAUGUAUGAGCUUCGGAUUUAUUCCUUAGAAGAGGCAACAUUUGGAAUGGUGCUUGCAUCACGACCUGUAAGAGCUGCUCAUUGUUUAACCUCCAUUCAGUUCUCUCCAACAUCUGAACACUUGUUGCUCGCAUAUGGCCGUCGGCAUAAUUCGCUUCUUAAAAGUAUUGUCAUUGAUGGAGAGAAUACAGUGCCUAUUUACACUAUAUUGGAGGUCUACAGAGUUUCUGAUAUGGAACUUGUGAGAGUUCUUCCUAGUGCGGAAGAUGAAGUAAAUGUUGCAUGCUUUCACCCUUCAGUUGGAGGUGGCCUGGUAUAUGGAACUAAGGAAGGGAAGUUAAGGAUUCUCCAUUAUGAAAGUUCUGGUGGCUUGAAUCCAAAAUCAUCUGGUUUUCUUGAUGAAAACAUGGCAGAGGUUCCAACAUAUGCUUUAGAAUGCUAGUAGCCUGGAAGCGCAACAUGCUUGUGAAAUUAACUGCUCAACCCUGAAGGUUGUGGCUUGAGUGCAGUUGUAUCUGUUUUUCCACGACUGUAAACCCUUAGCCAUACCGUGAGGUCCUCAUUUGAUUACUUGUCAAAUGUAGUUAUGUAUCAUUCUUUGCUAUUUGUGAGAGAUGUCUUCCACUUCCAAGAGCCUUGGAAAGUUGAUCUAACUUGGAAGUAGAUGUGUUAGUGCAAGAUGUCUCUGGAUUUAUGUUAAAUGUGUAUGUCUGUUUUGAUCCCACUGACUAUUGUAUAGGGGGGAAAAAGGAAGUGUUUAAUUAAUGGACUUCAAGAUUUGCCUGUUUUCUGUUCUUUCUCAUCAUUGUAAGGAUGUUGUUUAUAAAUCAAAUGUAAAGUAUUCUUCUCUGA
This is a messenger RNA of Syzygium oleosum, 2993 nucleotides long. RefSeq lists its product as uncharacterized. Lineage: Eukaryota; Viridiplantae; Streptophyta; Magnoliopsida; Myrtales; Myrtaceae. The coding region runs from base 271 to 2583 and encodes 770 amino acids. The record is from RefSeq and is a predicted model, not a curated record. The transcript is spliced from 15 exons. Gene Ontology annotation, cellular component: intracellular membrane-bounded organelle. Gene Ontology annotation, molecular function: protein binding. Gene Ontology annotation, biological process: autophagy.